Molecule: messenger RNA, 1810 nt
Organism: Toxoplasma gondii ME49
Lineage: Eukaryota; Apicomplexa; Conoidasida; Eucoccidiorida; Sarcocystidae
Gene: GRA8
Product: dense granule protein GRA8
Exons: 1
Coding region: 397-1206 (269 amino acids)
Source: RefSeq, a predicted model, not a curated record
UUGCUCCGAGUUGACCUUGUUUUCAGCAGUGCCGUGUUUGUCUCAUAUCUGACACAGCAGAUUCAGUGUUAACAGUUGACAGAAUCUGUGGGUUUUUAUGGAGACGCGGACUACGUACAAUAACGACACUGUCGCUGUUUUGCGACACACGUGCUAUGGAGCAGGAUUUCGUGACACAGACACCAACGCCUCAAAACGUUUCAGAGACGCGGACGCGAACGUCUCGAGGGAUACCUCGUGUGAUUCGAUCUCCACCAGAAAUAUCCAUUCUCCCUUUAGCGACACUCAGGUUUGAGCAGUUGCAUACGCUCAUGGUCGCUUCUGCGACUUAAAUUGUUGUUUGCAGCCCGCAGCUCUUCAAGUUCUUUUCUUCGACAGUUUCCGCGCUGUAGUAAGAUGGCUUUACCAUUGCGUGUUUCGGCCACGGUGUUCGUGGUCUUCGCUGUCUUUGGUGUAGCUCGCGCCAUGAACGGUCCUUUGAGUUAUCAUCCAAGCAGUUACGGAGCGUCGUAUCCGAAUCCGAGUAAUCCUCUGCAUGGAAUGCCCAAGCCAGAGAACCCGGUGAGACCGCCUCCUCCCGGUUUCCAUCCAAGCGUUAUUCCCAAUCCCCCGUACCCGCUGGGCACUCCAGCGGGCAUGCCACAGCCAGAGGUUCCGCCACUUCAGCAUCCCCCGCCAACGGGUUCCCCUCCCGCGGCAGCUCCCCAGCCUCCAUAUCCAGUGGGUACUCCAGGAAUGCCACAGCCAGAGAUACCGCCUGUUCAUCGGCCGCCGCCUCCGGGUUUCCGUCCCGAAGUGGCUCCCGUGCCCCCGUAUCCAGUGGGCACUCCAACGGGCAUGCCCCAGCCGGAGAUACCGGCAGUUCACCAUCCGUUCCCCUACGUUACGACAACCACGACAGCUGCUCCUCGUGUGCUGGUUUAUAAGAUUCCCUAUGGAGGCGCUGCGCCCCCCCGUGCUCCUCCAGUGCCACCCCGUAUGGGCCCGAGUGAUAUCAGCACUCACGUGCGGGGUGCAAUCCGGCGUCAACCCGCUACCGCCACCACAACCACUACUACCCGCAAUGUACUACUCAGGACAGCGAUACUGGCUGCAGCGGCAGCAACCUUGAUAGCCCUGUUCAGACAAAGACCUUUGUUCACGGAGGGGGUACGGAUGUUUCCAGAUUUCCAAUACAGAUUCACCGUCCAAACGACGCAGAAUUAAAUUUCCGGUUUACGAAUUCAGAAGUCACUUAUACAGUGGGUACACGACCUUCGUGUCGUCCACACCUUGUUUCCGUUCCGGUCACAGGUUGUGUCUACAAACGAACACGGUGGUAUGUGCUGUAGACUCAGGGGUGGGAGGAGCGCUGUAGGGCCUUCUGGAGAGCUCUCAAUGUGCGCUCUCCGCUUAUAUUCGUGCAGCGUUAUCCUCGUGAGGAGCGUCGAUUGUGUCGUGCCCAGUGUCGCCGGACUCGAAUCAGAAACCUGCUCUGUAGUAGCUCGUGCUAACGUCCUGAGAAACGCUGUAUUGGACAUUUUGAAACCUCAAAGAAAUAAGCGCCACAAAAGAGCGUGAAAAGUGGAGAGGACAUUGCAGUCCGGGAUCGUCAGAGCAUGCUGCAUGCGAACAGCGGCGCAAACCUCGCGGUUACUUCCGAGUUUCGUCUUUGCCGGUCAUGCUGUAAGACUGGUUCUGCAUCACCGGGAUGGACUUUCUCCCACCGGCUAAGGUUGAAGAUAAAAACUGGCUCGGCAGAACAGAGUAGAUCGGCACAGAAGUCUUCCUUUCUAUCAUGUGCACAGUGGGACAGCACCCGCGAGCCAGC